AGUUGAGCAUCCAAGAAAAGUUUAUUUCAUUCGACUCAUAAUAGUUGGUUUUGUUCAUCAUGUCGAGCAGGAGGUCUCAGCCGAUGCCGAGUAGGAGCAUCACCGACCAACAAUUUGAUGAUCUCGUGUCGAAAUUGCAGUCUGUCCUACCUGAAGCGCGUCUCCGAAGGAAUGGCAAGGUUUUGACCGCGAAGGCAUUGCAAGAGACAUGCUACUACAUAAGAAGCUUACACCGCGAGGUCGACGACUUGAGUGAGAGGCUAUCGGAGUUGCUCAUGACAACCGAUAUAAGUGCGGCCCAAGCCACCAUUAUUAGGAGCCUAAUUAUGUGAAUGGUUUGCCUAAUUACAAGUUGGAAGUGGAAUUAAAUAAGUAACUUUAGUUUUCUCGCUACAUUUAUGAUAAUGUACUAUCAGAGUGUAGUUCAAAGAAAAAAUUGCUAGCCCUCUCUCGGGCACAAUGCAGCGGUAGGAGGCACGGUGGCUAAUUCAUGCAAUGAGUGUUCGAUACUUUCUUAGGACAUAUCAAAUUCCUGCGGUACUCAAAUAUAUAUAUGUUAUAUUAAUGGCC
This is a messenger RNA of Zingiber officinale, 570 nucleotides long. RefSeq names its product transcription factor ILI6-like. The transcript is spliced from 2 exons. Gene Ontology annotation, molecular function: protein dimerization activity. The record is from RefSeq and is a predicted model, not a curated record. The coding region runs from base 60 to 332 and encodes 90 amino acids. Gene Ontology annotation, biological process: regulation of growth; regulation of DNA-templated transcription. Lineage: Eukaryota; Viridiplantae; Streptophyta; Magnoliopsida; Zingiberales; Zingiberaceae.